This is a messenger RNA of Cimex lectularius (bed bug), 3091 nucleotides long. Its product is annotated as PHD finger protein 7-like. The record is from RefSeq and is a predicted model, not a curated record. The coding region runs from base 297 to 2987 and encodes 896 amino acids. The transcript has 15 exons. Lineage: Eukaryota; Metazoa; Arthropoda; Insecta; Hemiptera; Cimicidae. Gene Ontology annotation, cellular component: nucleus.
UCGUAACUGUUAUCCGAUGAAAGGGGAAGUCUGCUGCUUGCUGUUGCUAAUUGCAAGCGAGAAGCGGAGUAACUUUGUGUUUUUGGCUGUGAGGUCGUGAAAAUUUUUGUCUAGUUCUUUGAAAUGGUUACAGAAUGUUAACUGUUGAUGAUGAAUUUCGUUUAGUAAUGUCUGUCCUCGGCAGGCAGUCAUUUUAAACUUGUUUCUGUUCUCCGUGGCAGACCAAAAGCCGCUAUAACGCUGGCUGUAUUAUUCCCGGCAGUAAUGAAUAGGUAAUAAUCGGAAACAGGUCUGCCAUGAAGUUCACGACUUUGGAAUCGUUCCCUGAAGGGCAGGUUUGCUGUAUGUGCAAAUCCGCCCAAUCGGACUUGUACAAAUUCGGCCAAAUCUAUAAAGCGUCAAAUCUCAUCGUCCACUAUUUUUGCCUGCUUCAGGCUUCCAAAAUUAAGCAGAAUGGGACAGACAAUCAAGGCAUCUGGGGCUUUUUAUUGAAAGAUAUCAAAGAAGAAGUAAACCGAGGAAAAUCACUGAGAUGCUCAUAUUGUUUGAAAAAUGGUGCUACCAUACACUGUUGCAAGAAAGAAUGUCGGAGUAUAUUCCAUCUUAGCUGCGGUAUUAUACGUGGGACAAAGCAUUUGUUUUUUGGUGAAUUCAAGUCUUACUGUGACAAGCAUAACAAACAACAAGUGAUACCGAUAAGCGUAGUAAAUAACGUUCAAAAUACAAAAGUUGACUGCGUCAUCUGCCUUUGCCCCAUUUCAGUCGUUAAGACUGCAGAUGUUAUUUGGCCAAUGUGUUGCAAACCUAAAACCCUACUUCACCGAUUAUGUGUUCAGAAAAUGGCCUUCAAUGCAGGGUAUUAUUUUAAAUGUCCGCUGUGCAACAAUAAAUCAAAAUUCAGGAAAAAUAUGAAACAAUUAGGAAUUUACAUACCAAACCAGGAAGCUGCAUGGGAACAAGAGCCGAAUGCCUAUCAAGAAUUGUUAAUAAACUCGUUAAAAUGUGAAGCAGAAUCUUGUAUUUGCCCAGAAGGCCGGGAAUUUGAGAAGCUUAGAACGAAAUGGCAUAUGUUAGUCUGUUCUUUCUGUGGCGUCAACAACAUUCAUGUAGCCUGUGCCAAGUUAUUGCCUGAAUAUAAACGUCAUGAUAAUUGGAAAUGCUCUAUCUGCAUAAAACUUCCAGUUAAUGCAGAGACAGUUCAAAGUACAACUGACGUACCCAGAGAGUCAGUUGGAAGUAUUUACCAAAGUGAAGAAGCAGUUAACAAUGAGGAAAAUCUUAAACAUGAUACCGAGAACAGUUUUCAAGGAAUUCAGGAUAUAAAUAACCCCAGCAGUCAAAGUGAAGCUGAAACUGUGGUAAAAGACAGUAUUGCCGAAACAACAACAGUUUCUUCAACCUACUUAUUAGAAGAAAAACAUAACGAUAUAGAAAAUUUAUCUACACCGAAGAAGCAUUAUGAUAAUGCCAUCAAAGAUGGUAAAUCAGCCAACAGUGUUAGCCCGACCUCUCCCGUAAAAGAAACACACAAUAAAACUCAAUCACCUCAAAAGCCCAAGCUACUUGUUGCUGAAAUUAUCAACAUCGAUAGUGAAAAUGAAGAGAAAGAUGAAAAUAGUCAUAAAAUCAAAGCUGUACCAGUGGCCUCUCAUCAAAAACCUCAAAAUCCAAGAUUACUUGAUAGGGAUGUUGUCAUCGUUGAAAGUGAUGAGGAGCUAGAAAAUGAUAGUUUAUGUUUAUCUAAGGAAUUGGCCUCUCCCACCACAAAUCAGGAGGUUCAAAAAACUGCUCAAGAAACCAUGCAAAAACCACAAAAACCAAGAUUACUUGUUAGGGAUGUUGUCAUCGUUGAAAGUGACGAGGAGCUAGAAAAUGCUGAAAUGGGUGCAAGUAGAAAACGACAUUCUGGUAACUUCAGUUCUCCUCAGCCUUUGAAAAAGCAGGCAUGUUUAAACAACCCCAUCUCCCAACAGGCUCAAGGAGAACCAAUCACAUUUUUUAUGAUGUCCAAAGAAGGCGUAGGAGAAUGUUUGGGGAUGUCAAUUGUCAAAAGAUGGAAUGAUAAUAAAAUUAAUUCCCUUUUCCUUCAUAUUAUCAAUAGUUAUACAGUAGCAGUAUUCUUAACCUCGUUGAUUGUACUGAAUAAAGAACAGUAUGAAUGUUAUGUUAAAAUGAGUAAUCGGAAGGAGUUUUCAUUGGAAAACUUCUUAAAACAUCACCCAAUUGGUGAAUUAUUGAUUUUUUGUGAGCGCAGAAAGUUACUAUUUGGAAUUUUCAUUGCAAAAAAAGAGACACAUUUCACUGGAAAUAAUAAUAAGCAUUUAUUCUCUUCACCUGAAAAUAGAAACGAUUCUAUAGUGAAAUGUAGCUAUUACAAAAAUCCUGUGAAUUUGAAACAAAUGAUGGUUUUAAAAGCCAUUAAGGUUUAUUCAAAUUCACGUGUUGACCCUUUAUUUCCUGUUGAGUUCAAAUACUUAUUAAAAAGUUCUGAUACGGUUAACUUUUGUAAGUUUAUAUUGUCCAUCACGGUCGGUAACCUAUGUUUCUCAAUUUGUGACAAUGAAGGGAAGGUUUAUGGAGAAUUGUUCAACAGCUAUUUGCCAAGCUGGGUCCAAGGAACAGUCAUUUGCUAUACAGAGUUCAAUUUAAAAUCAGUUAUACAAGAAACAAUAAUUUCCCUUGAAGAUCAUGCCGAUACUCCAUUUACCAUUCUAUUAGCUUUGGCUAAUUUUGAUUCUGUAAGUUGCCAGAAUCAAAACAGUUUCUUCGCAGAAAUACAGAUCUUAUUAAAAAAAUAUCCAAAAGUGAACCUCAUCCUAACAACCGUACUGUGCCCAAAGGACACGCUUUCAUUUUUAUGCAGGCAAAUAAGAAUGUUCAAUCUUCAUUUAAUAAAUAUGUCAGAUAGGUUGGCUUUUUACUACUGGGACAUUAGAAAUAUUAACUUCUAUUCUUUGAACUCUAAAAAAAAAUGUGAAAACCAUUAGAAAAUUGUGGUAACGGAUAAUGGUUGCUACAAUAUGUUUUAUGUUUCAUGUAAUAAUUAUAAUUCUAUUUUGCACUAAAUAAUGUAAAUUUUAAUUAUUAAAUA